Molecule: messenger RNA, 2220 nt
Organism: Brenthis ino (lesser marbled fritillary)
Lineage: Eukaryota; Metazoa; Arthropoda; Insecta; Lepidoptera; Nymphalidae
Source: the annotation of a GenBank genome assembly
AUGAACAAUGGAAAUAAUAAUGAAGAGAAUGACGUCAGCAAUGCUGACGUCAUAAUUUUUAAAAACAAUACGGCGUCUGGAGCUUCGUUAUCAGAAGUGGGAUCGCUCGCCACUUCCGCUCAACAACAACCUGAUGCUACAACAGAACCAGACCAUAGAUUGAAUACCACAAGCAAUACUGGAACUGUGUUGCCGCAAGACCAGCCACAAUCAGCAUUGUUAAACGCAUCAAUGAACAGUAUACCACCGCAAUUCCUUAUGCAGAUAAUGCAAGUGAUGCAGCAAAUGUCGGAACGUUUAAGUACACCGCCAGAAACGAAAAUACGUAUUAAUGACAUUUACUUACCAUCUUUUGACCCCGACACUAAUGUGGGAGUACGUGAGUGGUGUCAACACAUCGACAAGGCCAUUGAAACAUACAGACUCAACGAUUUUGAUAUACGAAUGAAAGUUGGCAGCCUCCUAAAGGGAAGAGCGAAAAUGUGGGUUGACGAUUGGAUGGUCACCACAGCUUCAUGGGCUGAACUGCGUAACAACCUCAUCACAACGUUCGAGCCAGAAAACCGUUAUUCUCGAGACAUAGUUCGAUUCAGAGAACAUGUUUAUGACUCUUCAAAAGACAUCUCGGAGUUUUUAUCACGUGCUUGGGUCUUAUGGAGAAGAAUCACCAAGGACAAACUAUCAAAUGAAGAUGCAGUUGAAGCAGUGAUUGGUUGUGUAAACGAUGAAAGACUUAGGAUCGAGCUACUGAACACGCGGGCCACAACGGUACCGGAGCUGAUAUCUGUUGCAUCAUCUAUAAGAACAAUGAAGCGUGCUCACCCGAAUUCAAAUAGUGUGAACACAAGUAAACGACCACGAUUUUCAAACGCAACUCCAUCGACUUUACCCUGCCGUAUCUGUAAAAGAUCUAAUCACACUACUAGCGAAUGUUAUUAUAAGCCUACUGAAUACAAACCUGAACAAAGGAACAAAACUAAAACCGAAAACAACAACAAGGAAGUAACCUCCAACCAGAACAAUAAAACAACAAUCUGUUCAUUUUGCAAAAUACCAGGGCACUCUUUUGAAACCUGCUUCAAACGCGAACGUUCAUUAACAUCAAACGUAAAUUACAUUGCUGGAUCAAAACUAGCUCCGAUUCAGGUAAAGAUUGGACCAAGAACUUUUCAGGCAGUUUUUGAUAGUGGUGCAGAAUGCUCACUUAUACGAGAAUCUAUAGCAGCUCAAUUGCCAGGAAAAAGACUAGAAACGGUAAAUUACUUGAGGGGAAUUGGACAAUUUCCUGUACUUUCAAUAGCUACACUUGUUACGAUUGGGGUCAUUGAUAACAUCAAUGUUGAACUACAAUUCUACAUAGUGGCGGACUACGAGAUGACGACAGAUAUUUUAAUAGGAAUGAACUUGAUAAAUAAUACAAAUCUCACUAUGAUGAUUACUUCGGUUGGAACAAGGUUAACACGUCUGCUGAAUAUCAAUCAGGUUCAAUGUAUGAACCCGAUCUUUGAUAAAUUGGAUUGUGACCUCACGAGUGAAGAAGAUAUUACAAAAUUACGCACGCUUCUGAACAAAUAUCAACACCUGUUUAUCAGAGGCGUGGCUCCGCUUACUUUACUUACCCAACGCAGACAUUGUGUUCCUCCAGAACUGCUAACUCUCGUAAAUAUUGACGAGCAGACUAUUGAUAUUGAAGCACUCACUAGCCAUGUUCAACAAAAAAUGUCACAAAAUGCAGAACAGGACAAGCAACGCUUCAAUUCAAAGAAAGCAAAGAUUCGUCAGUUUCAGCGAGGUGAUUAUGUACUCAUUAAAAAUAAUCCUCGUAACCAAACUUCAUUGGAUCUAAAAUUUAGCGAGCCCUACGAAAUAACGAAAAUCCUGAACAAUGACCGCUAUCUAGUAAAAAAGGUGGUUGGUUCAGGGCGUCCAAGAAAAGUUGCACAUGAUCAACUUCGUCGGGCACCUCAACCUGGAGACCAGAUGACCGUAUCGGCGGAAGAAGACGACUCUCCAGCAUCAACCAAUGAGGCUAUAGCAUCUACUUCACGAAGCAAUAUAGUCGAACAACGAACUCAAGAGUACACAGAUACCAAGCUCAAAAAGAAACAUUUCACUGUUUCAGAUGAACUUCGAGAAUUCUCCGAUAAAAGUCAUACAUGCGGCUGGUGCAGAGCGCGCACCGCCGGUCAGAACGGCCGUAUCGGCGCAACAUCAUUUAUU